CAUGUCAUGAUCUUGCAUAACAAUUUGAUGCACACAGAAUGGAAAGAGGAGAAGAAACAACAGCAUAGAAAAAAGAAAGGGAAAGAAACAACAAUGGCUACUUGUUUAAUGGCUUGGUGAGUCGUGAGAGAUCUUGGAAGAGGUAAUGUCCAUUCCUCCAUCCAGAAACCAAACCAAACCAAAUGGGUGUUCAUAAAUUGUUACCUGCGGUGGGUCCUCGCCGAGGAAGGAGGCUGGGUCGGAUUUUGAGAGUAGCGCUCAGUUUCAGGUUGUGGCUCUCACUGCUUGCGCUACUCUGCUUAUUGUCUUUUGCACUGUUUGGCCUCAAAUUCAUUACACUUGUUGGUCGUGGUGGUGGCAUGGAAAAUGGCAUCUCAUCUUCACACCAACUACCUAUCACCGGUAAUGUGAAAAAAAAUAAUAAGGAAGUAGAGCAGCAACAACUACAACACUCUGGAUUUGGUGUUGUUGUAAUAAAAGCACCGGGAAGCAAGAAACGUAUACAGCAUUUUCCUUGUGAAAUUGGGUUUACGGAAACAGUUGAUUAUCUUAUUGAACCUAAGGACUCGGGAAAUUUUACCCAAUUUUUGCUCCAGUAUGUGGCUAUGGAAGAGAAACCCUUGGGGGUCAAUUCAUUUGAAUCUAGAUUUGGAGGACAUCAGAAACUUGAGGAAAGGGAGAAGUCUUUCUAUGCUCAUGAUCAAACUCUUCAUUGUGGUUUUGUUAAAGGACCUCCUGGAUUUCCAAGCACUGGAUUCGAUUUUGAUGAGAAGGACAUGGCAUACAUGAGCACCUGUCGGGUUGCAGUAUCUUCUUGCAUUUUCGGGAGUUCUGACUUUCUAAGGAGGCCUACGAGCAAAAGAAUCAGUGAUUUUUCGAAGAAAAAUGUUUGUUUUGUCAUGUUUGUGGAUGAGCAAACACUGUUCAAGUUGGCCUCAGAUGGACAUGUCCUAGAUAAUAGAGGAUUUGUUGGUCUAUGGAGAAUAGUUGUUGUCAGGAACUUGCCAUACAAGGACAUGCGGAGAACCGGCAAGGUGCCAAAAUUUUUAUCACAUCGCAUCUUCCCUUCUUCGAGAUACUCAAUUUGGCUUGACAGUAAGAUGCGACUCAAUGCUGAUCCAUUGCUGAUAAUUGAAUACUUUUUGUGGCGAACAAGAUCAGAAUAUGCCAUUUCAAAUCAUUAUGCUCGUCACUGUGUUUGGGAGGAGGUACUCCAAAAUAAGCGCCUAAACAAGUACAAUGAAACGGCCAUUGAUGAACAGUUCAAUUUUUACAAGUCCGAUGGCCUCAGCAAAUUUGACCCUUCAGAUCCGAAUACUCCUCUACCAAGUUAUGUGCCUGAAGGUUCAUUUAUUGUUCGGGCCCAUACACCAAUGUCAAAUUUAUUUUCAUGCCUCUGGUUCAAUGAAGUUGAUCGAUUUACUUCUCGUGAUCAACUGAGCUUUGCAUAUACCUACUUGAAACUCAGAAGAUUGAAUCCCAAUAAACCAUUCUACCUAAACAUGUUCAAGGAUUGUGAACGCCGAGCACUAGCAAAGCUAUUCAGGCAUCGCGCACUCCCAUCUCUUCCGCCCGUUCCUUGAUGAAUUGAGAUUUGUUUUGGCAGUUAUGGCUUGGCUGGGACAUCCACUAAAGAGAAAAAAAGGUUUCUAUGUGAUUUCCUCCAGCUCUUUCAAGAAUCUAAGAGAUGUCAGCUGCCUUGUGAGUUAUGACAGAUUUGUUAUGUUUUGCACUGUAGCUGAUGGUAAUGACUUUGGAUGUCUGAUGUAUUUGGCCAAGUAAUCUUGACAAAGAGGUGAUGCUAAUCUCUCCUUACCAAAUGGUCUAAUGGUCUUUGAUGGUCAGCUAUAUGAUAUGGUAAAGGGAUUCCGAGAUGUCAGUGAAAUCGGGUCACGUUGCACUUCAUCCCGCAAAUAAUUGUUAGUUUUGAGUUUCAACCUCAACUGCAGAAGGGGGAAAAGAGGGAGAGGAAUUACUGCAAUGGCAUCGGCGAAGCUGAUAACCAUUGAUUAGAUCAAUGAGUCAGAAUUUUUGGGGUCUUUUUUUGGUAUUUUACUCAACUCCUGUGGUUUAAACGACUUUGGCUUACUGGUGUUGGUAUUCCAGACUUACCAGGGGGGAGAAGGCAUUGCUUUUCCAGAUUAUUUGUUAGGUGUUCUCCUUUGAACAAUGAUGGUGAAGAAUGCUGCAAGUGCUAAACAGUCUUUUUUUUUUGUUUCCCCAUUUAUACCCUCAAUCCUUUCCUGUAGCGCAGUAGGCUGGAUGGCUAUUUUUAUUAGAAGAGAGAAUGUUUUGUUCCUUAACUGUCUGAGAGUAUGCUGGUCAAAAUUUUGAUAUUUUUCUUCUAUGUAUCACUUUAGCUGUUCUUAGAA
Messenger RNA from Populus nigra (black poplar), 2372 nucleotides. RefSeq names its product probable hexosyltransferase MUCI70. Lineage: Eukaryota; Viridiplantae; Streptophyta; Magnoliopsida; Malpighiales; Salicaceae. The record is from RefSeq and is a predicted model, not a curated record. The transcript is spliced from 9 exons. The coding region runs from base 183 to 1583 and encodes 466 amino acids.